This is a messenger RNA of Thecamonas trahens ATCC 50062, 453 nucleotides long. RefSeq names its product ribosomal S17. Bases 22 to 453 code for a protein of 143 amino acids. Gene Ontology annotation, biological process: translation. NCBI's taxonomy places the organism in Eukaryota, Apusomonadida, Apusomonadidae. The transcript is spliced from 2 exons. The record is from RefSeq and is a predicted model, not a curated record. Gene Ontology annotation, cellular component: ribosome. Gene Ontology annotation, molecular function: structural constituent of ribosome.
ACCUUACUCACACACUACACCAUGGGUCGCGUGCGCAACAAGACGGUCAAGAAGGCAGCCCGCCAGAUCAUUGAGAAGUACUACGCGCGUCUCACGCUCGACUUCCAGGUCAACAAGCGGAUCUGCGACGAGGUGGCCAUCAUCCCCACCAAGCGCCUCCGUAACAAGAUUGCCGGCUUCCUGACCCACCUCAUGCGCCGCAUUCAGAAGGGCCCGGUUCAGGGUAUCUCCUUCAAGCUCCAGGAGGAGGAGCGCGAGCGCAAGGACAACUACGUCCCCGAUGUCUCGGAGAUCGCCCUCGAUGUCAUCGAGAUCGACGCCGACACCCAGGACAUGCUCCGCCAGCUCAACUUUGGCAACAUGUCGGAGGUCGUCAUCAACAAGUCGCUCGGCAAGCACGAGUCGACUCGCAAGUGGACCCGCCGCCCGGCUGUCCCCGGUGCCCGCCGCUGA